This is a messenger RNA of Drosophila erecta, 1099 nucleotides long. It is a transcript of the gene Dhpr, whose product is annotated as dihydropteridine reductase. The record is from RefSeq and is a predicted model, not a curated record. The transcript is spliced from 2 exons. Gene Ontology annotation, cellular component: cytoplasm. NCBI's taxonomy places the organism in Eukaryota, Metazoa, Arthropoda, Insecta, Diptera, Drosophilidae. Gene Ontology annotation, biological process: tetrahydrobiopterin biosynthetic process; L-phenylalanine catabolic process. Gene Ontology annotation, molecular function: 6,7-dihydropteridine reductase activity; NADH binding; NADPH binding. Bases 261 to 968 code for a protein of 235 amino acids.
GCAUGCCAUCUUAUUGAUUUUCCACUUGUUGCUCCCACUGUAUCUUGCUGUAGCGAAUAAAAAGCUAUAUCUGCACGCUGAAGCUUAAACCUGAGUUGAAAUUUAUUCUCCCGAUUAUUACCGGUAGAACUGGUCUCGCGGUUAAAAAACCCCACUUGCGUUCAAAGCUCCCGCCCGAUUUUGACUCACCAAGUUCGGAGUUCUCGUGUUUUUCGUUGGCAAUUAGUUGAAUUUAAGCUUCAAAACUGGCAGCACGCAUCAUGUCCGCAGGUCGAGUGGUUAUUUACGGCGGCAAGGGAGCCUUGGGCUCGGCCUGUGUCGAUCACUUCAAAGCCAACAAUUAUUGGGUUGGCAGCAUCGAUCUGACGGAGAACGAGCAGGCCGACGUUAGCAUCGUGGUGCCACGCGAUGCUGCCUGGGCGGCACAGGAGGAAACGGUGGUCUCCAAGGUCGCAGAAUCCCUGGCCGGCGAGAAACUUGAUGCCGUCAUCUGCGUGGCUGGCGGCUGGGCAGGCGGUAAUGCCAAGAAGGAUCUGGCCAAGAAUGCUGAUCUCAUGUGGAAGCAGAGUGUUUGGACCUCUGCCAUUUCGGCAGCUGUGGCUGCUCAGCAUCUGAAGGAAGGAGGAGUGUUGGCCCUCACUGGAGCUAAGCCCGCUCUGGAGGGCACUCCCGGCAUGAUCGGCUAUGGAAUGGCCAAGGCAGCUGUCCACCAGCUGACCCGAUCUCUGGGCGCUGAGAAAUCCGGUCUGCCAGCUGGUUCCCUGGCUGUGUCCAUACUUCCCGUAACUCUGGAUACACCCAUGAACCGUAAAUGGAUGCCAGAUGCGGACUUUGGCACCUGGACUCCACUCACAGAGGUGGCCGGACUUUUCCUUAAGUGGACCCAAGCUCAGGAGAGGCCCGCAACUGGAUCCCUGCUGCAGCUGAUCACCAAGAACGGCGUUACGCAGCUCAUUGCCGCCGAAUAGGUUUGGUGAUACAGAUACAGAUCCAAAAACAUUUACAUACAACAAGAAUGCUCAAAAACCAUAAUCUAAACGCUUUCGCUUGUACAUAAACUAUUCAUAAAUAAAUCGCUGGGCGGCUUUCGAUCGUUUAA